AUGAGGCCUAUGCGACAGUCUAUCCGAUCUCCGUCUAAGUUCUCCUCGCUGUUGGACCUAGACUAUGAGAUGGCACCAGCGCCGACGCCUCGCUCUCUUCCGAGUAUCACUCCGCGAGAACUGGAGUCCCUCAAGUCUGGAUUUUUGUCGGAAAUCUCAUCUCUGAAAGCUACCUUGAGCGGCAAAGAUGCCGAGGUCGCCAGUUUAAAGACAGCUAUUUCAGAUGCAGAGCGACGUGUUGGUGAGGCAUUGGAGGAAGUCCGUAAUGAGGCCGGUCGCAGGGAAGCCCUGGAGAUGGAGCAAGCUGAAUGGGACCGCCGAGGAAACGAAAUGGAAAGUGUCUUGCGUUCAGUUCGGUCUGACCUAGUUGAAGGCGAACGCGAGCGCGAGCGUUUGACCCGGAGAGCCGACGAAGCGGACAAAGGCAAGGAGCAGCUAGAAGGCCGUAUUGUGGAACUAGAAAGCCAACUCUCCGCCGCGCGCUCUGCUGUAUCUUCAGGAUCAAACACCACUUCUAGCUCCCGCCAGGUCUCUCAAUCGGCAGAAGCUACUGCUCGGGAAGUGCAGGAUGCCGUGGAAAAGGUCGCUCGCGAGCUACACACCCUAUACAAGGGUAAGCACGAGACCAAGGUCGCAGCACUGAAAAAGAGCUACGAAUCUCGCUGGGAAAAGCGCCUUCGUGAAGUGGAGAAGAAGCUCGCCGCUGCAAAUGAAGAACAAAAUCGUCUACGUGGUGAACUUGAUACUGCUCAAAACGAUAACAUGGUCGAUGCCAACGCCAGCAUGAUCGCCCGUGAAUUCGAGGAGUACGAUGCCGAGAAACGGGUCUUUGAGGCUCAGAUUGAGGGCCUGCGGCAUGAAAUAGCUUCUCUGAAAGAAGACAGCGAACGCCUCCGCUCCGAUCUCGAAUCCGAGCGCGCUGAGAAGGGUGAACUUGUCGCUGCUGUCGACGAAUGGCUUGCCAUUCAACAGGCUCAGACCCAACCUGAGCCUCCUCAACACCGUGAAGAAAUUCGCGAAACUCGCGAGCAUUCCGUCUCCUCGGCCGGUGGUUAUGGUCAUGGGGAAGAAUAUCUUUCUUCCACUGAGAUCCAUCCUGCUGCCGACAAUACUCGCCGUAGCGUGAGCCGCUCUGGAUCAAGCGGUAUUCGUCCGCCUGUCACUGGUGAGAAGAGGUCUCGAUUCGGGGCGCCGGCUGGCGCUGGCCACUCUCGUGGAAACAGUGGUGGGAAGUCAGGUAUUGCGAUGUACACCCCUGGUCGGGGUGGAAUCAUGAGCUCGAUUGAGAGGAUGGGUCGUGGAGGUGUCUAG
Penicillium manginii is the source of this 1311-nucleotide messenger RNA. RefSeq lists its product as uncharacterized. The transcript has a single exon. Lineage: Eukaryota; Fungi; Ascomycota; Eurotiomycetes; Eurotiales; Aspergillaceae. Gene Ontology annotation, biological process: mitotic spindle organization; cell population proliferation. Gene Ontology annotation, cellular component: cytoplasm. The record is from RefSeq and is a predicted model, not a curated record. Bases 1 to 1311 code for a protein of 436 amino acids.